Phragmites australis (common reed) is the source of this 900-nucleotide messenger RNA. Its product is annotated as DNA repair RAD52-like protein 2, chloroplastic. The transcript is spliced from 4 exons. Gene Ontology annotation, molecular function: DNA binding. The record is from RefSeq and is a predicted model, not a curated record. The coding region runs from base 81 to 653 and encodes 190 amino acids. NCBI's taxonomy places the organism in Eukaryota, Viridiplantae, Streptophyta, Magnoliopsida, Poales, Poaceae. Gene Ontology annotation, biological process: double-strand break repair via homologous recombination.
UUUCUCCGUUCCCCUUCCAGAUAUCCCAGUAAGUCCCAUUUCUUCUUCUUGCCAGUAACGCCGCCCGCCGCCGCACCCCCAUGGAGUGUGCCUCUGCCUUCCUCGCGCGCCCCCUCGCCUCGUCGCUCGCUGCCUCCGCCCUCCCCCGCGCCUCCCACCGCCCCAGCCGCGUGGCCGUCGCCGCGUCCGCGUCGGAGCGGAAGCCGCCGGGCGCGGUGGCGUCGAUCACCAACUACGUCGUGCCGCUCGACGCCGCGCCGUCGGGGAUCACGCGCCCGCUCGUAGAGAUCCUCCGCGACCUCAACAAGCGCGUCCCGGACACCAUCGUGCGAUCCCCCUCCCGACGCGCCUCCGCCUCCGAUCCCGUCAUUCCAUGGUACCAUGCCAACAGGAUGCUCAGCUUUUAUGCUCCAGGUUGGUGUGGAGAGGUCCGUGAUGUUAUUUACACUGACAAUGGAAAGGUGACGGUGGUAUAUCGAGUGACAGUACGUGGAACAGAUGGAGAGGUUCAUAGGGAGGCCGCUGGAACAGCAUCGCUGAAUGAUGCACGGUUUGAUGAUCCUGUGGCCGCAGCAGAAGAAGCCGCAUUCUGCAAAGCCUGCGCAAGGUUUGGUUUUGGCCUGUAUCUGUACCAUGAAGACGAGACACCAUAAAGGACCAACAUUUCUCCCAUCUUCUGCUUGGUCUCUCGCCAGAUUUGCGUUCUAGAGGCUGUGGUUGAUCAGUGUAUCAGAUACCGUCCAAGCUGGCCAAACCUGUAUCCACUCUGUAGAGAGAUGGCGCAUGUAUCAUCUCCAUGCUGCACUGUAAAUAUGAGGCACAUCAAGUUACCCUUGUUAUUUGGCACUUGAGCUGUUGUAUAACGUUGGCGCGAUAAGAGUUGCAUUUGAUUGGGGAUCA